AUGGCUUCUUCGACAUCGUCAGUCCUACCACCAUUGUCGUCUUCUCUCUGGAAAAAUCCAAAUUUUUCUGAACUUUUAAUUGUAAGGCCCACCAAAAGACCUACCAGAAGAUCUCGAGCUCUGACAACGGCAGCGUCGCCGCAAAUCGAUGUGCCCUCAACUUCUCAGAGACCCACAAAGUUGGUGACGUUUCUUGGGAAAGGUGGUUCUGGAAAGACCACCUCAGCCAUCUUCGCCGCCCAUCAUUAUGCAAUGGCCGGGCUUAAGACCUGCUUAGUGAUACAUUCUCAAGACCCUACAGCUGAAUAUCUUCUGAACUGUAGGAUUGGAACGUCCCCUAUCACAUGCAGCAGCAACCUGUCAGUGGUUCGGUUGGAAACUACCCAAAUGCUUCUUGAACCUCUCAAUCGACUGAAGCAAGCAGAUGCUCGUCUGAAUAUGACCCAGGGGGUUCUUGAAGGGGUGGUGGGAGAAGAGCUUGGUGUGCUUCCUGGGAUGGAUUCCAUAUUUUCCAUCUUAGCACUUGAGAGGCUUGUAGGAUUCUUUGGGAAUGUGACUCAGAGAAAAAACCAAAAAGACAAAUUUGACAUAGUUAUAUAUGAUGGUCUGAACACUGAAGAAACAAUACGGAUGAUAGGUGCAAACAGCAAAGCAAGGUUGUACUUGAAAUAUCUACGGAAAUUGGCUGAAAGGACUGAUUUAGGGAGAUUAGCUGGUCCUUCUCUCUUGAGACUUGUAGAUGAAGCGAUGAGCUUAACUGGUAGGGGGUCCCAUCUCAAUGGGAAAAUGAGUGCAGAAAUAUGGGACUAUUUGGAACAAACUCUGGAGAGAGGAUCUUCUGUCUUGGCAGAACCACACAGGUUUGGCUGUUACGUUGUGAUGGACCCAAACAGUCCUACCUCUUUGAGUUCUGCAUUACGUUACUGGGGUUGUGCAAUCCAAGCUGGUGCACAGGUUUCUGGAGCAUUUUGUGUCACAUCAAAUUCUUUUGCAGAAUCAUUAGAGGAAGUCAAGAAGAAUUUUUCACCAUUGCCCUUUGCUUCCAUACCACAUAUCUCAAUGCAUACCCCUCCAGACUGGAAUGAGAUCAUACUGAACAAUUUAUUUCAAGGUGCUCAAGAUCUUCUUACUUUCUCAACAGGCGACAACAGCAGUAUCCCAUGUACAGUUAUGUUUGAUCCAGCAAAUAAAUCAGUGACCCUUCUCAUGCCAGGUUUUGACAAGUCGGAAAUCAAGCUAUAUCAAUACAGGGGAGGAUCUGAGUUGUUGGUGGAAGCUGGGGAUCAAAGACGCGUCAUUUGUCUGCCAUCUCAAAUUCAAGGGAAGGUUGGAGGUGCCAAGUUUAUAGACAGAUGUCUUGUGAUCACAAUGCGAUAA
Molecule: messenger RNA, 1377 nt
Organism: Ilex paraguariensis (yerba mate)
Lineage: Eukaryota; Viridiplantae; Streptophyta; Magnoliopsida; Aquifoliales; Aquifoliaceae
Source: the annotation of a GenBank genome assembly